CACUUGGCCUUUAGAGUCUGGCAAUCAAAGAGUCGUACAAAGUUCGUCGAUGGCAGUUUCAUUAGUGAACUACUCAGCUAUUGGAAUGGCCCUCUUCCUCAUCCAAUUGCUAUGGGAAGUCACGAGUCAUUCAAAAUACUCGCAAUCGCUCACUUGAGCCUGACUGGCAAUGCUUCAUGCUGGGUCUCCGUUUCUACUUCUCUCCUCCAGAUAUUGAAUUAUGCCUCAGUUAUGGAGGAUCCGCAACUGGCUGUUAUUCUCCUAGAUCAUCCGAUACUAAAUGAGCCUGACAAGAAGAUACAUGCAGGUCAUCUUCUAGGCUGGCUGAAGAAGAAUGGGCAAGCGCGGUGGGCGAACUACAAA
Lindgomyces ingoldianus is the source of this 363-nucleotide messenger RNA. RefSeq lists its product as uncharacterized. The record is from RefSeq and is a predicted model, not a curated record. NCBI's taxonomy places the organism in Eukaryota, Fungi, Ascomycota, Dothideomycetes, Pleosporales, Lindgomycetaceae. The transcript is spliced from 3 exons. The annotation marks the transcript as partial.